Messenger RNA from Anguilla rostrata (American eel), 1164 nucleotides. Its product is annotated as cytochrome c oxidase subunit 7A-related protein, mitochondrial-like. The record is from RefSeq and is a predicted model, not a curated record. The transcript is spliced from 3 exons. The coding region runs from base 88 to 432 and encodes 114 amino acids. Lineage: Eukaryota; Metazoa; Chordata; Actinopteri; Anguilliformes; Anguillidae. Gene Ontology annotation, biological process: mitochondrial respirasome assembly; regulation of oxidative phosphorylation; mitochondrial electron transport, cytochrome c to oxygen.
AAGAGGUCUUUUAAUGCCGCGCGUUGAUUGCAGCGAGAUCUGUGAAGGGGUGACGGUACCACAGUAGUAGCAUUUAUUUAGGAUAAAAUGUACUACAAAUUAAGUGGUUUCACACAGAGACUGACGGGAUCCGCACCGUCGACUGCGUACAGUCCACAGGGUUUAAAGCCGUCAGUCCCUGCAGAUCCAGCCCCCAUGAUCUUUGCCACCCCUACCAAAGUGGUGUCUGAGUCCGGCUCUGUGGUGGAGUACAUGGGCACCAACAAGGUCCCAGACCUGCAGAAGCUUUUCCAGAAAUCAGAUGGGGUCCCAGUGCACCUGAAGCGUGGCCUCCCGGACAAGCUGCUGUACCGCAGCACCAUGGCCCUUACUGUAGGCGGCGUCCUGUACUGCCUGGUGGCCCUGUACAUUGCCGCACAUCCCCGCAAGUGAACCUACACUGAUCUCGGACCAGCCACGAACAAAAGUGCACAAAAAUCACAGCGGCAAUAAGCGUGAGGAGGACAAUGGCUGUGAUGGCUGUUGAGUAACAGGACCUUAAAUCUUAAAUACCACCCCCCCCCCCCCUCCAAAAGGACCUCGCUCCUCUUACUUGCUCCUCAUUAUUUAUUACCCCAGUCCCAGUGCAGAGACUCGUGCACUCCUGCCCUCUGUUCUGCACCCUCGCCCCUCAGCACACACAGCUGACAAGGACUUACUCUGACCCCCCCCCCCCCGCCCUCCUCAGGCUGGACCACGGUUGCGUGUGUGUUUUGCACUUGUGUACAUUUUCUUCUGUCUGCCAAACCAGUGUGUGAAAUAGCUCUCUAAUUUGCUAAAUAACGUCUGUGAAGCAGUCGACCACGCAGAUGAAAACUGGGGCCUGGUGUUCAGGGAACCCUGGAAACUCUUGUGCGGCUAUGCCUGUGUUCAGUAACAAAGCAAGUGUAUUGCCAAGAGCUUGGAAGAGCAAAAACCAUGUUGACUCAUCAAGCGUUGAGCCAAAUCUCAAGAGUAGAUAUGCAGAGAAGUUUCCAGAUGUGUAAUCUCACCGCAGCGAGAACAGGCAAACGUCACAUGCAGUGAUGUCAUUCGUCCGGUACUUGCCGUUCCCAGAUUUUCCUGCUAUGUAACGCUACUUGUACAAAUCAUAUAAAUAAAGAAAGCUGUUAAUUUUUGUACAGA